This is a messenger RNA of Dacryopinax primogenitus, 231 nucleotides long. RefSeq lists its product as uncharacterized. The transcript is spliced from 3 exons. The record is from RefSeq and is a predicted model, not a curated record. The coding region runs from base 1 to 231 and encodes 76 amino acids. Lineage: Eukaryota; Fungi; Basidiomycota; Dacrymycetes; Dacrymycetales; Dacrymycetaceae.
AUGUCAGAUCAGAUCUCUGAGGGCGACACUGUCCACUGGAAAUGGGGCACCAGCCACCCCUCCGGUACCGUAGCCGAGAUCGUACCAGAUGGAGAAGCUAAAGUGACGAGCCAAAAGGGGAAUGUGAUCAGCCGGAAGGGAAGGGGGGAGGAGGACCCGGCGGUGAGGAUUGAGCGCCAGGGGAAUGAUGUUGUCAAGCUUGCUCACGAGUUGGAGGAGGUGGACUCGUAG